GCUUCCGGUAAAAACUGUGUGAUAAACAACACGAUAGGUUUGAUAAAUGAGAAUGACCAGCACCCUAGAAAAAGACAAACCUGAGUACAGUCCUAAAGAGAGCAACCUAGCUAGCUGAAUGAACAUGGAACCUCUAGAUAAUAACCAUUUUCUCUACUGUGGAGAAUGCAACAAGGAGCCAGAAGUGCACUGCCCUGCCCAUGGACCCUAUAACUACAUACAGGACAAAGAGGUGCCAGAAGGGGACCCUCUUAAAGCUGAGCAUACCUUGCCAGAUUGCCUUACAAUCAAAACAUCCAAAUUAGCUGGAGCUGGUCUUGGAGUGUUUUUUAAGGAGGGACUGCAAUCCAAAAUCAUGUUCGGACCGUAUGGGGGCGCUAUCAUCAAUGGCAACCACAAGUCAGGAUAUUGCUGGAAGGUUCGGGAUGGCAAAGAGGGCACAGCGACCUCUAACUGGAUGAGAUACGUGAACUGUGCAAUGAAGGAGGCAGAUACGAACCUUGUAGCAUUGCAGAACAAAGGAGGCAUCUAUUACUGCACAUUGAAGCCAGUUUCACCAGGAGAGAGACUCUUCAAGUGUGAGGUGUGUGGUCAUGCAUGUAACAAAAGUGGUAACUUGAAGAACCACAUGAGGAUGCAUACAGGAGAAAGACCGUACAUUUGUGAAGUGUGUGGUAAAACAUAUAAACUGAGGGAUAACUUGAAAACACACAUUAUGAAACACACAGGAGAAAGACCGUACAAGUGUGAGAUCUGUGACUAUUCAUGUACACGUAGUUGUGACUUGAAGACCCACAUGAAGAAACACACAGGAGAGAGACUGUACAAGUGA
Dreissena polymorpha is the source of this 832-nucleotide messenger RNA. RefSeq names its product zinc finger protein 430-like. Gene Ontology annotation, cellular component: nucleus. The transcript has 6 exons. The record is from RefSeq and is a predicted model, not a curated record. The coding region runs from base 119 to 832 and encodes 237 amino acids. NCBI's taxonomy places the organism in Eukaryota, Metazoa, Mollusca, Bivalvia, Myida, Dreissenidae.